AUGGCGACUAAAACAAGUAAAGAGACUGCUCCUCCUUUCGAUUGUCCAUCAUGGGCGGGAAAACCUCCUCCUGGGCUCCAUUUAGAUGUGAUGAAGGGAGACAAACUGAUGGAGAAACUGAUCAUAGAUGAAAAGAAAUACUACCUGUUCGGGAGGAAUCCCGACUUCUGUGACUUCACCAUCGACCACCAGUCGUGCUCCCGGGUCCAUGCGGCUCUGAUUUACCACAAACACCUGAAGAGAGUUUUUCUCAUCGACCUGAACAGCACACACGGAACUUUCCUGGGACACAUCCGUCUGGAGGCACACAAGCCUCAGCAGGUGCCCAUAGACUCCACCAUAUCUUUCGGAGCCUCCACGCGUACGUACACCAUCAGAGAGAAGCCUCAGACCCAGGGCCCUGCAGGUCCAGGGGACAGCAAGGUCGGAGACGAUGAGGAGCUGAAAGGACUCCUCGGCCUACCGGAAGAAGAGACGGAGCUGGAGAACCUGACGGAGUUCAACACGGCUCACAACAAGCGCAUCUCCCUGCUGACCAUCGAAGAAGGAAACCUGGAGAUCCAGAGGCCCAAAAGGAAACGAAGGAACUCCAGAGUCACCUUCAAUGAAGAGGACUCCAUCAUCAACCCAGAGGACAUUGACCCCUCGGUCGGACGCUUCAGAAACAUGAUCCAGACGGCCGUCGUACCCAUCAAGUCCAUGCAGGGAGGCCUUCCUCUGCUAUUCCCCAAUCCGGCCCCGGAGGUGGACUUGGCCCCAGAGGCCCCCCAGCUGCCCCUCACCCUCAACCCCACCCCCGUCACGGCGCCCUACCUCCCCGAGAACCACAACGAGCCGCGCAAAAAGAAAUACGCCAAAGAAGCUUGGCCGGGCAAGAAGCCCACUCCGUCGUUACUCAUCUGACCUUUGACCUGCUGCUGCUGACCUUCAGGUCAGCACCUGAACUACAGAGACUGUGACCUGCAGCGACUUCCUUCUUGUUAUCCCUCUUUUUUUUUAAAAUUGUUCUGAUGGGAAAUGAACAGCUAGGUGGCGUGUUUCUGGAUGUUCUCUCCACCACUCAGUGUUAGCAGUGGGUGCGUCGAAACAAACCGUUGUCAUGGUGACGAGGCAACGACAGUACAUCUGUCCCAGAGUUGUGCUUUAAGCGUUUUUUUACUGAAGGAAAAAAAAAUCCAACCUUAUUUUUGCUCCUCCAAUAUUUUGAUAGUUUUAUCAGAUGCGUAGCUGAAAAGUACUUUUGUAUCUUAACAUUUUACUGUGAGAAGUCGGGGCGGUGUCGAACGGAGCAGAACGUUGUUUUGUUUGUUUUUUUAUAAUAAUUUAAGGAACUCUUUAAGAAGUUCAGCGUCCGCUCAACGACUCAUUGACGCCAACAUCUGGACAGAAUGACGACAGAAUGUUCUGUCUGGAGCCACGACACGAAACUCUUUGGACAAACAGACGCAGGUCUGACUGAAUUUACUGGUUCUGUCCGACAGUUGUCUCUGGGUUCAAGUCCGCCGCCGUGGCGAUCCUGCGGUGAAAAGCCGUUAGUCAACAGUUCGACGCUCGUUAUGUCCUAAAACUUUUAUUUUCCAGUUUGUUCACUUUUUAAUGGUUUUGUCGUCCACCUAUGUUUCUGUUGCGAAUAUAAGCAGUUUAUGAAGUGAGUUUUUCUAUGAACCGAUACUGAACGGUGAUAUUGUGGACAUAUAGUACUGUGCAAAAGUUUUAGGCAGGCUGUUUACUGUGUGCCUUUUUGGUCGAGAGAACCAGGAAAUCAGAAAAAAAAAA
Messenger RNA from Cynoglossus semilaevis (tongue sole), 1776 nucleotides. It is a transcript of the gene ppp1r8b, whose product is annotated as protein phosphatase 1, regulatory subunit 8b. Gene Ontology annotation, molecular function: protein binding. The record is from RefSeq and is a predicted model, not a curated record. The coding region runs from base 1 to 903 and encodes 300 amino acids. The transcript is spliced from 7 exons. NCBI's taxonomy places the organism in Eukaryota, Metazoa, Chordata, Actinopteri, Pleuronectiformes, Cynoglossidae.